UGAGAUUGUAGCGAGUGGAGGUGUUGAAGAUGAGGGUGGUGAUGUUGGUGGUGAUGUUGGUGGUGAUGGGGUGUGUAAAUUCAUCACCUUUGUCGGCAUUUGUGGUGAAGGGACUUUUCCCAGUGAAUUCUAAGGAUAGCGAGGAGGCAUCCCUGACGAGAUUCCUGACGGCGGCGCUGCAGGAGAUGGGCACCUGUGACCUCUCCUUGGCUGUGGGGGAGAGGGCGGCGCAGCGCUGGCCUGGCCUCAUCUACUCCCUACUCCUGAUGGUUCCUCUUCCACGGCAGGUCCUAACAAUCAGCGCCUGGCAGGACUUCGCGGGGAUCUCCAGGACUUCCUCCACCUGCCAGGGCAACGUGAUCAUCCUGCAGGACCCCGAGACGCUCCUCACCUUCGUCUCCAAUUCACCUACGGAUUGGGACUACGACGGCAGGUUCGUGGUGGUGGGGUUGAACAAGACACACCUGGAAGCACUAACGAGAAGCAGGUGUGGCAGGAAGACCAAGCACAUCGUGGGGCUGGUCCAGUCCGAGCGUCGUCCAGGUGUAUGGGAGGUGUUCGUCAAUCAGCUGUACUCUCACCUGGGCACAGCACAGGUUACCACAUGGACAGGUACACGCUUCACCCUCCCUCGCCCGCUGUUCCCGGAGAAGCUUGAGAAUUUUAAUGGAGCGAAUCUGAAGGUGGUGGUGGUGGAGUACAACCCGGCCAUCUUCUACCUGCGGGACGGUCGGGGCAGCAUCGUGGACAGGUACGGGCUGGACAUAGAGGUGAUCGAGGCCAUGGCGAGGCUCUUCAACUUCACGCCCAGGUACAUCGAGUCGCCGCCAGGUGAGCUUUGGGGUGAGUUACUACCAAACGGAUCAUUCAGUGGCAUGGUGGGGAUGAUCGGACGAGAGGAAGGGGAUGUGGCCGUGGGGAACGUCUACCUCUCCUCCUUUUUGGGCCGCCUCAACUACCUGUCCUACUCUGCCUCUUAUGCGACCGACUGGAGUUGUUUCCAAGCCCGCGUGGAGCCUCCCUUACCCUACUACCUGGCGCUUGCUCUACCUUACCGGCUCACCACCUGGCUUAGUCUCCUCGGUUGUACCCUGAUGCUGGUACCUGUGCUGCACCUGUUGGCCACGCCGGAGGAAAGACAGAAGCAAAACUGGACCAGCAUCUCUGACAGCCUCCUACAUAUACUCGGUCUUCACUUUCGGAUCCCGCAAACACGAGUACCGGCCGGGACAACUCCGAGGGUGCUAGUGGCUUUCCUGUGGCUGUACGUGAUCAUUAUAACAACGGGAUACAGCUCCAACUUGACGGCCUUCCUAACGGUUCAGCGCAGCCCGGCCGGUGUGGAGACGAUCAAGGAACUGUACGAAUCGAAAAUGACUGUUCUGGGUCUGGGGCAGUACUUCAAGUUUAAUAUGAUGCAGUCUGCUAACCCGUAUGUACAGGGCCUGGCGGGGACUUACAAGCUGCUGUUCAACGUCGAGGAGAUGGACUCGUUGAUAGAGCGCGGGGAGGGCGUGGGGAUACAGGGGAAGAAGUACCAACUGUAUAUCAUCAAAAAGAGAUACUCCCCACGCGGCACACCCACCGUCAGGAUACUCAAGGAGUGCUUCAUGUCGCAUAGCAUAGCCUUGGCCCUUCAGGUUCACUCCCCCUUGAAGCCGCUGUUUGACAGAGGUGUGAGUCGCGUCGUGGAGAGCGGCCUUGUGAACAGGUGGUUUGCGGUCUCAAUUAGCAGGGCAUCGCAGGAGGACGAGGGGGAUGAGGAUGACGAGGACGAGGAAGGCAAGAGGGAAGGAUUUCUGGCCCUCUCUCUGGCUCACAUUCAGGGCGUCUUCUUCAUCCUAUUCUUCGGCUCCCUUGCGGCCCUCCUCCUCUUCUGCCUCGAGCUAGUCUUUGGAAGGAAGUGAAGAGUGGCCGGACCUUUGUUUCCUUAUGUUUGUUGGUGAAGAUGGUGAAGGAAAUGACCAAACGACGAACAAAAGGAAAUAUCUAAGUGUUAUCUAUAUUAUACGUAAAGUCUGUCUGUAAGUAUGUUAUUGAAGAAGUAAAA
Molecule: messenger RNA, 2050 nt
Organism: Eriocheir sinensis (Chinese mitten crab)
Lineage: Eukaryota; Metazoa; Arthropoda; Malacostraca; Decapoda; Varunidae
Product: ionotropic receptor 93a-like
Exons: 12
Coding region: 30-1907 (625 amino acids)
Cellular component (GO): membrane
Molecular function (GO): ligand-gated monoatomic ion channel activity
Source: RefSeq, a predicted model, not a curated record